CAUUGUUAUCCUCAACCCUACAGGCGCACGAUAGCAUAGCGCCCCUCUUUUCUCGUUCCUUCUCCGCGGCGCUUUAUCUCGCCAGCCUCACCAAAGGAAUUUCUCCUCAAUUCAAUUGCGAAACCCUAUCUCUAUGCCUCCAACACCACGACCUCCGAAAACGCAGCUCAAUAAAUAUUGACAUUUAAGCUCUGAUUUAUCCGUCGUCGAUUCCGUUUUCACCCGUUUUAGAGUGUUGGGGAUUCAAGUCUUAUGAGACCAGAAUCCAUAUGUUCUGUUUGUAUCUAGCAAUUCAUUAGAGCAAUGCGAGGGUAUGAAAAAGAUCAGGAGUAUGAAAAUUGGGAUGAGUAUGAGGAAGAUGGAGAGGAGCAAGAAGAGGAAGAAGGUGGUGAUGAUGAUUAUGAAGAAGUUCAUCAGCCCACCCAGGAAGAGUUGGAUUACCUUGCUAUCAGGCAAAAGUUAAAAGAGUCGAUCAGAAAGAAGAUGAAGAAGGAUGCAGGGACUGCGAACUCUGCCUCCCGCAACAAAGUGAAUGCAUCACGUAAAGACAACUAUGGUUCUUUCUUUGGGCCUUCACAGCCAAUUAUUGCUCAGAGGGUAAUCCAAGAAAGCAAGUCCUUGUUGGAGAAUCCAGAUCUGGCAGCAAGAAUGUGUAAAAGUAGCCAAAAGGAGAAGAAGACCUAUGUUUCGGCUCCUGUCAGUUCGAAGUCUCAAGCACCGCCAUAUGUUAAAAAUGGGUUGAAGAAAAAAGUUGAAAUACUGAAAAAUACGAGAGACUAUUCAUUUCUGUUAUUGGAUGAUGCUGAGGUUCCAGCCUCCUCAAAAGGUCUAUCCCCAAGAAAUGUGUCAGCCCCCAAGUCUGAUGCACGAUCUGCAGAAUUCAUGCAUAGGAGCAGCAGACUAGUGGUGAAUGGUCGUGUAAGAGAAGUUUCCAAUGGUCGUGAUGGCAGAAAGCCUAUGCUUCCAUGUAGCCAAAGUAAGGCUAAAGUUGGGAUGGAUAAUGUAGCUCAUACUAACAAGUCAUCUGCAGAAUCUAGGAAACAGUUUGGUAACAAUAGUGGAAGUGGUCCUGGCCGGCCUCUAGGGCACAAAGUUGUGCCUUCUAAGAGUUCAGUACCUGCUACAGCGAAGUCAGCACAACCUGUUGCAAAAAAUAUUAACUCUGGUGUACGUAAACCAACGUCUUCAUCUCUCCAACCCGUCGCACGAAGACCUAUUUCAUCAAAUUUGAAAUCUGGAAAUAACAGACCUACUUCAUCGCAUGGUCAGCCUUCAACUUUGAGAAGACCUGUACAAAAAGACUAUCAUGGGACUACCAAGCCUAAGGUUGUUAGUAAGCAGUUAUUGCCUUCCUCUAAGGUUCAGACGAAGAUUUCGCCUCAAAGACACCCGGCACGCGUUCCUUCGCGCGAUGAACGACCAAAGGCAAAACCCAAGAGGCAGCUCCAUGAUGAAGAUUCUGAGGGUGCGGAUGCCAUAAAUUUAAUAAGACAAAUGUUUGGUUAUAAUCCUAAUAGGUUUCGAGAUGAUGAUGACACUGAUGACAUGGAGGCCAAUUUUGAUGAUAUCAUUAGGGAGGAGAAACGAAGUUCAAGAAUUGCCAAACAAGAAGAUGAGGAACAACGCAUCCUGAUUGAAGAGGAAGAAAGAAGGGAAAGGAUGAGGCAGGCGAAGAAGCGCAAGAUGAGCCGUUAAAAGGAGCCGUAAAUAGAUAGAUGACAAGGGAAAUGGAGAGGAGUUUGUUAUGGUUGAUUUGCUGUUGCUUUGUAUCUACAUGAAUCGAUCAAACUCUGGGAACUUGCUAUAACAAUUGUAAUCAUUUUCUAUUUUGGAUUCAUUAUUUUCUUUUUGUUGAA
Salvia hispanica is the source of this 1856-nucleotide messenger RNA. RefSeq lists its product as uncharacterized. Gene Ontology annotation, biological process: nucleosome assembly; transcription by RNA polymerase I. Gene Ontology annotation, cellular component: nucleolus. NCBI's taxonomy places the organism in Eukaryota, Viridiplantae, Streptophyta, Magnoliopsida, Lamiales, Lamiaceae. The record is from RefSeq and is a predicted model, not a curated record. Gene Ontology annotation, molecular function: histone binding; DNA binding.